Molecule: messenger RNA, 3283 nt
Organism: Dunckerocampus dactyliophorus (ringed pipefish)
Lineage: Eukaryota; Metazoa; Chordata; Actinopteri; Syngnathiformes; Syngnathidae
Gene: vegfaa
Product: vascular endothelial growth factor Aa
Exons: 7
Coding region: 597-1169 (190 amino acids)
Biological process (GO): vascular endothelial growth factor receptor signaling pathway; sprouting angiogenesis; vascular endothelial growth factor signaling pathway
Cellular component (GO): membrane
Molecular function (GO): heparin binding; vascular endothelial growth factor receptor 1 binding; chemoattractant activity
Source: RefSeq, a predicted model, not a curated record
AAUAAGGAAUGACAACGCAGCUCUAAAGCCAACAGCAGACAGAGCGCUGAGCCCAGCCGGUGACAACCUGCCGUCUGUUUACUAUCGAAACAAGCAUAGAAAACAAGCGUAGACAGGGGUGGCCAUUGAAGAAGAAACAGCGUGACACAGAAAGGCGUGAAGACGAAAGGGGGAAAAUUGGAUCACAUUUUCCUGGCUGACGUUGCUCUUACCAGCCACACACACGCACACCUUUAAAAGACAUCCAGCGAGUAAAGUUCCCGAGCUGAUCCGCCGGUCCCUGCCUGGCUUGAGAACAUUUUAGUAGAACGUCUGUUGAAGCUCGACCUGGUCCGGUGCGGAUUGCAGACCUCGUCCCAGUGCCUUGGGAUCAACGAUGCCUGUUGGAUGGUAACAUUUCCUGAAGAAAACUGUCCGUGAACGUGCCACAUGCGCGUGGAAGAUAUGGAUUCGCUUUCACUAUAGCCAAGAUUUGCCGCGGUUUUUUUUAAACGUUCUCUUCCUUUGAUCGUCAGCACAUUUUUUUCCCCCAAAUUUACUUUUAUUGUCAUUUUAAAGGACCUCUGGGAUUACUAGACUCUGCUGGGGUUACAAUCAUGAACUUUGUUGUUAGUUUGGUACUACAAAUUCUUUUGGCAGCGGUUCUUCACCUUUCCACCGUAAAGACUGCCAGCAUUAAGAAGGGAGUGGAUAAGAGUAAAAAUGAGGUUAUCCAACUCACAGAGGUCAUCAAUAAGAGUCGGUGCCAGCCAAGAGAGGUGCUUGUGGAUAUCUCCCAGGAGUAUCCAGAAGACACAGAACACACCUACAUACCUUCCUGCGUGGUCCUCACUCGGUGCGGAGGCUGCUGCACUGAUGAGGCGAUGGAGUGCGUACCAAUUGAAACCCGCAAUGUUACACUGCAGGUAAUGCAGUUGAGAACAAUGGUAAUACAACAUAAAAUCCAGUUAAGCUUCACAGAGCAUCAAAAGUGUGAUUGCAGGUUAAAGCCUGAAGUUCAAGCAAAGACAGAAUACCACUGUGCGCCUUGUUCAGAGAGAAGGAAGCGCUUGUUUGUGCAGGACCCUCUCACCUGUAAAUGCUCCUGCAAAUUCACACAAUUAGACUGCAAGUCCAGGCAGCUUGAGUUAAACGAAAGAACUUGCAGAUGUGACAAACCGAGGAGAUGAGACCAGGAGAUGCAGACACUGUUAUAACACUGUUAUGAAGGAAUUAUUUUCGGCACAGCACUUUGAAAUCUGAGGAUGCAUUCCCUGCAAGACACUCUAUGACAAUGCAAGACCGGACAUUCUGGAUCCUGAUCCUGCCACAGCCAGUUUUCCGCCUAACACUAUUCAUAUAGUAUAUGUGUACAUACACUCUUAAGUACGACAACAAUUUGUAUUGCUGCUACUAUUUAAAACCGAACGACUGCGCUGCCGCGUGUGAAUGGGAAGUGUUGAACAAGCGGAAGACUGCGCGAGGAUACAAUUGAGGAGAAAUUAUUUUAUUUGACACUUCACUGGAUGCUUGUCUGCUGUGGAUAUGAACCCGACGUAUGCCUCACUUUAAGGAGUAAUUGGUGACCAUAAUUGAAUCCAUGAAUGCAGCAAAGCCGAACUGAAGGGCCUUAAAAGGGGACUGGUGGACGAUAAGGAUGAGAAACCUGCAGCACUUGAACUGUACGGCAGGUUGAGAAGUUAGGAAGUGACUUCACUUAAUGUGAGAACUCAAAUCUGACACAAGUGCUGACACAGGUGUACGUGUUGUGGUGACGAAUAAUGUGACCUUCUUCCCAAAUGGAAGUUCAGUGACGAUGGCAAGAACCAAACCAAAAUUUUGCCAAUUAAGUACAUUUGCUAAAGAUUCGGGCUUAUCUCCAUGUUUGAAAGUCAAAGCUUUGUCAGGGUUAAAGGUAUCGAACCACUACUUAUCUGGUCCUGCCUUCAUCACGCCACUCUUCCUGAGUUGGAAAAUAUAUUUUCUGUGCACAGAGUUUAUUUGUAUUUUUUAAAAUAUUGUGUUAAUUUCACUAAAUGUCUUGAGACCAGGCGAAAGGGAUGUUGUUGUAGGUAUAUAUGACAAUGAUUAGUGACUCAAGAAACCCCCAAACCGUUAUAUAUGAAUGGCUUUGUUUGUGUUCCAAAGAAACAGUCAUCCUUCCACAACAGAGCAUUUCAGGAAUGGUUUGUAUGUGCUUACUUGAUAUCCCUUUUGUCAAAUAGAUUACAUUUAAUUUAUAGAACGUGUUCAGUAUUCUGUAUUAUAAUAUUUAUAUGCAGUGUUACAGUGAUUUGAUUUUGUUGGUCCUCAAUUUCAAUGUGGUUUGAAAUUGAACAUGUUUGACUGCGGAUGCCUUUUUGUGAAGGAAAAGGACUGAAGACAACGCUUUGACAUUCCUGGUUUGAACUAAAGCUGUGUUACUUACCAGCCGGCGAGGGAAGAGAGGGGGUCACGGUGGGCAUGUUGACCAAGAGAAACCCAGUCAUCAGCAUGUGCGAAUGAUGCACCAGAACAGGUGCGCUUCAUUUUGGACCCGGGCAUGUGGUUUUGCACUCGUUUGCCCGCAGACACGUCAUAAGCAGGACGGAAGGAGUCUCGCUGCUGCUGCUGCUGCAGCUGCUGUUGCUGCUGCUGCUCAGCUCGGACCUAAUUUAGUGAGGACUGUCCAAUCGGAUUAAGGUCUUUAGUCUGAGGGUGGUGAAUUGGCAGUUUACUUACUCUGGCUUCUCUGACAAACAGAAUUGUGAAUGCUGAGUUUUGCAUUGUAUUUUAAUCAGGAGGAAACACAAAUGCACAUUUAAACUGUUACCCUUUGAGACUCAAUGUAUCAGAAGAGACAGCACAGGCUCCAAUUAAGAACACUUGGAUGUCCAGCAGUGACCUGAUACAGAAAACUGUGUUAUCUCAUAUACAGUACAUAUAUCUCAAAAGACAAAUAUUGCAGAUUUAUUCUUAAAGACAGAAAAAAUAACUUCGCAAAAGCUGCUGAAGUACAUAGAUUUUUCCACAACUUUGUGCCAGUUGCAAAACUGUCCUUUAUCAGUCAUGUGAGCCUGCAGUAAACCCUGAUAUUACAACCCUCACACUAAAGUCCUGAGAGAGAGAGUUCACUAAAAGACAGACAGCUGGGUCGCCUACGCCUCUUAAAGUCCUCAUUUGAUGAGAACAUUCUCUUUGUAUUUAAAUGACAAAUUGUUGUUGAAUUUGUACAGCCACAAAAUUUUUGUAGUAUAUUUUCACAUUAAUAUAUUUAUUUCUGCUGUACAUUCUUUUACAAUAUUAAUAGUUAUUUUUGUUGUUU